This is a messenger RNA of Strongylus vulgaris, 624 nucleotides long. Lineage: Eukaryota; Metazoa; Nematoda; Chromadorea; Rhabditida; Strongylidae. The record is from the annotation of a GenBank genome assembly.
AUGACAUUCGAGCAGCAUAGUCUAUUUAUCAAUGCAGCCAAAAUGGACGAUCGACGUACUCGGGUCGAUCACAUCCACUAUUAUGUUCACAAGCUGCCGCCCGCACAUAAAGCCAUGCUUGAAAUUGUUAUUCGCCAUUUGAGAAGAGUUGCGGAUCGCUGUAGCGAAAAUCUUAUGACGGUAGGUAACUUGGGCGUAUGUUUUGGCCCUACCCUUCUUCGACCAAAAGAGGAAACAAUGGCAGCUAUAAUGGAUAUCAAAUUCUGUAACGUUGUGGUUGAAGUAUUGAUUGCACAUUGUGAGCAGAUCUUCGGCACUGAGCCCCCAAAAUCCAUAGGACAACCAUGUCCACCGAAGCCAGAUCAUCGUACUAUUCAUCAAGAAACAAGUCAGCCAGUUAUGUCAAUCGCUGAGCGACAAUCAGACAAUGGACGAUUGAUGCUUACCGCUACAUCUUCAGUACAACCUUCUUCAAGUCGCCCGCGGGCAAUAAUGCCUGCUUCACCAGCAAUCCGAGCUCAUAUGACGGCGUUGGGCUCAUCGAACCCCCCACCUAACACAGCUCCUCCAUCCAACAGUCACAUAUACGAUGUUCCUGCUGAAGGUUUGUUCGUCCAGUUGUGA